Messenger RNA from Pisolithus orientalis, 1107 nucleotides. Its product is annotated as S-adenosyl-L-methionine-dependent methyltransferase. Lineage: Eukaryota; Fungi; Basidiomycota; Agaricomycetes; Boletales; Pisolithaceae. Gene Ontology annotation, biological process: rRNA methylation. Gene Ontology annotation, cellular component: mitochondrial matrix. Bases 1 to 972 code for a protein of 323 amino acids. Gene Ontology annotation, molecular function: rRNA (adenine-N6,N6-)-dimethyltransferase activity. The transcript is spliced from 6 exons. The record is from RefSeq and is a predicted model, not a curated record.
AUGCCCAGAGCAACCUCAGAACGCUUUUCUCGCACACACCAAUCCUCAAUAAAAUCAGCAGCUAGGGGCCAGUCUUCGUUAAGGAGCCACGACAAUGCAGAGAGUAAUAGCUCCUCCGGCGUUCACAACCCCAUCUUCAAUACGGAGAGAUUUGGACAACACAUCUUGAAAAAUCCUCAAAUCGCACAAACCAUCGCAAACCUCCGCCCAACGGAUAAAGUCCUCGAAGUUGGUCCCGGGACUGGCAAUCUCACCGUCAGAAUUCUAGAAAAAGCAAAACAUGUUACCGCCGUAGAAAUGGAUCCCCGAAUGGCUGCAGAAGUCACGAAAGCACCUGAACAACGGAAAUUGGACAUCAUCAUCGGCGACUUCGUCAAAGCGGAGCUGCCUUAUUUCGACGUCUGUAUAUCCAACACGCCAUACCAGAUAUCCUCCCCACUCGUCUUCCGCAUUCUCUCCCACCGACCUCUCCCACGAGUCGCCAUUCUCAUGUUCCAGCGCGAAUUCGCACAGCGAUUAGUAGCACGACCAGGGACGGACCUAUGGUCCCGACUAUCCGCCAACGUGCAGCUAUACUCAAAAGUCGACAUGAUCAUGAACGUCGGCAAAAAUAAUUUCAGACCGCCUCCGAAGGUAGAAUCGUCCGUGGUUAGGAUUGCACCGCUCGAUCCACCGCCACCCAUUAAGUUUGAGGAAUUCGAUGGACUGGGGCGGAUCGUGUUCUCGCGGAGGAAUAAGACGGUGCAUGCAUCGUUUACGGCUAAAGGCGUGAUGGAAAUGCUCGAAAAAAACUGGCGGACGUGGUGUUCAUUACAGAAUAAGAUAAUCGCAGAUGACGCCAACAUCAAGGAAAUGGUCGCAAAUAUUCUCAAUUCCACAGGUUAUUCAGACCAGAGAGCGGCGAAGAUGACAGUGGACGAUCUGCUGAAGUUGCUGGCUGCUUUUCAUGACGAGGGUAUCCACUUUGCUUGAUUCCGCUACCUAGUUAAGGCUGGUCCCUGACAUUGUCCGGCCACCUCAAAAAAAGGAAUCCGUUCCAUUGUAAUGAUUAGGGGUAAGCACAAUAGGAUCUAUGUAGAGCGUUUCUAUACAUUGCGAUACUCGAAA